CAACCUUAUCAAACAAUCCAACAGCUAUGCCUACGUCUCUCCGACUCAUUCUUUCGGUUACAGCUGGGACACCCCUAACUCCAAGUACUACCAUGGCUGUUUCGGUCAGAAGUUACCUAAACUACGUGACACAUCUGGCAUAGGCAAGUUUGAACGUCGGUUUGCGACUACAGCAUCAAGCGUUUGUAGUAUGAACUUUCUUCUAAUUGCGAAACAUCGUAUGAGAGUAUAUUUAGAAGAACGAAGAAAUAGUGAUACGUAUUACCAAUGAUUGUAAAAAUAGCAACGAGCGAUGUGGUGUAACAAACGUAGCAGUAAUAUUAACGAUGAAGAUAAUAGUAUGAGGUUAAAAAUAUUUUGACACGUUAGACUGCGGAUAACAAAGGUAUAAAAAUGUAGAGAUUGCGUAUGAUAUGCAAGAAUACGUAAAACAGUGGAUUCGUGUGAAAUCGAAACGUCGGUAUGGAAUAUUCCAAUGAAAAUUUGCGAUUCAUUUUAAUUAAAAAAAAAAUACUCAAAAUAUAAGUCGAAUAAGACCGCGCGCCAUAACGACGUAAAAUUAAACAAAGUUCCGCCGCGUAAGAACAAUGCUGGCGUUCGGCCGGUGUGUCCUCGUAAAAGUAGCAUUACCUCGUAAAACAAAUUACUUUCCGGGAAAACCUAUAUACACGUGCGAUUGUUCGGUCGUUUUUCACCGCUUCGACGUGGCAGCGACUAUCGCAAUUUGUCAUUGCGCAAUGCGAUUUUCCUCGCUUUCGACAAUCGAACGACGCGACGUGUGCGCCAACCUGCUACGAGACAAUGUCGAACAUGCUCGAAUUAUCCGAUCGUUAGGUACUCGAGCGUGGCGAGCCAUUAAAAUUUGCAUUAGAAUUUUGAAGUUAUCGAUCAAUUCACAGAAGCAGCGAGGACCCAAGAAGAAUCUAUCGCGUCCAUAUAAACGCAGUCCCUCGAACGCAUACUUUUUCCAAGCGAUCGUUAAACAAGUGUGAAAUGCUUUUGCCUUGAAUGGCUGACAAUCUCCGCGGAAUUUCAAUCAUUCGCGCGUUCAAUUUAUCUCUGUCUCUCCUGUCCCUCUUUCUCCUGCUCCCUCUUCUUCUUUGUCCUCUUCUUCUUCUUCUUCUCCUCCUUCUUCAUGAUUCGUAUCUACUUCGAUCGAAGAAACCAAAGAGUUCUCACGAGAUUAAUGCUGGCGUAACGAUGCUCCGAUGCAUUCGGCCCAACGAAUCCCCCCGUUUCGUAACUUCGAACGAUUGCUUCAAAACUCGUUCGGAAUAUCGAGCAUCGGGGCAAGUAGCGAGUUUGUUGCUGAGCUAGAUUGCGAGAAACGUUAUGGCAGAGCCAGAAUUCAUGUUCCUGAAAGUACAGGUACAGUUACUUAAUCGAUAAACACUUGGCCAACAUGAUUUACGACACGAAGAAACAAUAACAACAAUCUCGUUCGUUUAAUUAAAUCAGUUAACAUACUCAUUAAUCGUAGCCGUUGUCUAUCGUUUCUUAUUUUAAAUUGCGAUUGUUUAGACUGGAAUCGCUUUAAACUGAAAUUUUCCAACGAUAGGAACACACGGAUCGGAUUGCAGCUACAUCAAAGAACAUAGUACGAUGUAAAAAAUACCGCCACGGGAGAAGCUAUCGAACAAAAUUGUCUUCUAACUAUUCAUCAAACUAAUCAUCGACUUAUUUGCAAUCGUCGUCGGUAAUAGCUUCCACUAUAGUAUUAGACCGUGAGCAAUUAAGUGCACGCUCAAGUACGCUAAAAUGUCACCUAUCGCCGCAAUUAUUGUCUUCGAUCGGUUUCGCCAUAGAGCCCAUUUAUUUCGACCGUUAAUUAUCAGUAUUUCUCGAACGAAAUUUCUGUCGUUUUCUCGUUAACUGUUACGAACAACAUUCCUAUAUCUACGCGUUAUAUUUAUCAGAUAAAUUUCCUACGUGUGAAACGAUUUAUAACGAUAACGAUAGACUCGAUCUCCAGGCGUCAAGGAAGAAUGCAAUUAAAACGGGUUAACGAGUUCCGCAUGGUACGUAGCUCGUGUUACCGAUCGUUAAAACAUUUUCGCGUGAUAUGACAUAGUUGCGGGUGUGGGCGGCUCUCUUUUUCUUCGUUUCACGAGCACGAAACGAGCUCUCAUGAACUCGCCGCCAAUGACCUAUUCCGCGGUGCCUCCGACGAGAGGGAAAAUCUUCUUCGAGAGAAGGGAUUCGCCAUUCUCUCCUUUCGUAGUACACCUAGACACACUUAUGACCCGGAUAGUGAAUAUGGCAGUCGGGUAACAUCCACGCUCUCAUCCCGAGCGAACAUCUUCAUUUGACCGUCAUCUGUCGCGCGUUGUUCUCGAUCCUUCUUGCAAAAGUCCAGCUGCAGUUUCUUGCUUACAGUUUCUACGAUCAACUCGAGUAUCGAUCGACGAUACAUCGAUCGUUCUGAUUAAUUACCGUGGCCAAGGAAGACUGAGAGUCAGUGGGUCACCUUGAAGAUCGCUCUUCGUACUUCCGAGGAAUCUUGCAGGCAUGGCGAACGUGAUGCCGUGGCUGCUGUCCAUGUGCCUGCUCGGUCUCCAGGAGAUCGCGGUCCAGCCUGCAAGCAACGCGCUUUCACGCGAUCUUGGAACCAUUAGCCAAAGAAGCGUGCCUUCGGGCUUUCGCUCGUCUUUGAGGAACUACAAAACCCUGAUAUCGAGCCACGAUGAGCUUCCUGGUCACAUAAACUGUGACUCGCCAAAACUCGAAGAGAAUUCGCUGGAGAAAUUGCCCACGACUCCAGAAUACAACAAUCAUCUUUAUGGUUCGACGCCGGACUCGAGGGAAUAUUUCUCGAAAUCUUUCGAGAAAAGGCUUCGCUCCAGACUACCAGAAAGAAAUCUACUUAGGACGGAUCCACAUUCGGUGAAUCAACUGGAAUCUCAUGGAUUUAAUUACGAUUCCGGACGAGGGCAAAUCGAAGACGAUUAUGUUGGACCUGCUAUGGAAUUGGUUUACGCGUGGUCCACGAUCGACUAUACUUACGACAGCGUCGAGGCUCGUGAUUCGGCUAUUUACGACGGAGAUUUCAUCGCGGAGAACAACUUACCGCUAGGACUGGAAAUUUGGAGAGACAAGGUUUUCAUUACUCUUCCAAAGUGGAAAGACGGUAUUCCGGUUACGUUGGCUACCGUGCCCAAAUCUUCCAAGACGAAAAGUCCCAAAUUGAGACCUUAUCCAGACUGGGGAUGGCAUCGACCAGGUAACUGCGAUGGACUGACUUCCGUCUUUAGAGUGCAAGUGGAUGAAUGCGACCGUUUGUGGGUCCUAGACUCGGGCAAAAUAGACAUCGCGAAAGGAGGCAAAUCAGCCUGUCCUCCGGCCAUCUUUAUCUUCGAUCUAACGACAGAUACCCUUCUCAGAAAAUACAUUAUACCGAGUGACCAAGUAAAGGAAGAUUCGUUGUACUCGAACAUCGUGGUGGACAUCAGAAACGAGAAUUGUGAUUUGGCGGUAGCUUACGCUUCGGACGUGUUCCGCUAUGGAUUAUUGGUCUACGACUUCUUCAAGGACUCCUCUUUCAGAAUCCAGCAUCACUUCUUCUAUCCUGAUCCUUUAGCUGCCAAAUACGAACUCCAUGGUAUAAAAUUCCAAUGGACGGAUGGAAUUUUCGGGAUAGCGCUGAGUCCAGUGGAUAUUCACGACGAUAGAACCUUGUUCUUCCAUCCUAUGUCCAGCUUUCGGGAAUUCGCCGUUUCGACGUCUAUUCUCUCUGAUAAAAAGACAGCCGAAGAGAAUACGGAACUUUUUAUGCCGAUUGGUAGACCUAGAGCCAAAGACUACGGUCAUUCUUCCGGUUCCGUGAUCGAUAGAAACGGAGUAAUGUUUUUCAAUAUGGUGACCAGAGACUCUGUUUGGUGUUGGGACACCAGGAAGGAAUAUAUUCCACAGAAUCUUGGAGUUAUAGGGACUAGUAAUUUGUCCUUGGUCUUCCCCAAUGACAUCAAGGUUGAUCAUGAAUACGAUCAAAAUAUUUGGCUCAUUUCUAAUAAGUUAGCCAUGUACCUUUAUGGGAGUAUCGAUAGUAGCAAGAUUAACUAUAGGGUGUUCAAGGCUAAUGUUAAGCAGGCUGUCAAAGACACUGUCUGCGAUCCUAAUUACGUCGUGCCUGGCUCUGAGCACGGUUACGACGAGAUUUGUUGAAGAUACUUCGCGUUUUGUUAAGAGAUUUGAGGUAUACGCGGUGGGCAAGAAUUUGUUAAAAAAUUGGAAUAUUUGUGAAUGAAAAUAUAUGUUGGAGAUAAGGGAACUGGGGCAGUCGUUCCUGUUAUCACAGGAAUGUGAAUAGACGUUACGCCGCGACACGUUGAGAGUAGAGAAAACAACUACCUCGAAUUCGUCUUCACUGGAGAUAAACGGAGAAGCUUUGUAUUUUUUAAUAUUUUAAGCGUGAUAAAAUCUCUGAGCAAACACAUUGGGUGAUCACUUUGAUCACAAUGUUUUAAUUCCAUUCGUAUAUGGUAUUGAAGAUGAGGUAACGAAUAAAUGUACACACCGAGAGAUCGUGCGACCAGGAGAAAGCGUAUCGUUAAAUAAAUGUAGCAUUAAAAUAUUCUUAUGAGAAGAAAGAUUUUCCCAUGUUUCCUCGUUAGAUGAAAUGUAAACCAUAGAUACUCAUUAUCACUUUUGAUAUAAAUCAAGCAAGUUACGGGGAAAGGCAGUAUUUAGAGUGAUGAAAAUUUUCUCACACACACUGCCAGUUUUUAUUCAUUGUACGUAUGCCAUGUCUGCGUGUUUAGAAUAUAGUUAAACAAUAAAAGUAACUUUGCUAAUUAA
Bombus pyrosoma is the source of this 4794-nucleotide messenger RNA. RefSeq names its product protein yellow-like (gene Y-h). The record is from RefSeq and is a predicted model, not a curated record. NCBI's taxonomy places the organism in Eukaryota, Metazoa, Arthropoda, Insecta, Hymenoptera, Apidae. The transcript is spliced from 5 exons. Gene Ontology annotation, cellular component: extracellular region. Bases 2509 to 4161 code for a protein of 550 amino acids.